CAAAAAUAAGUGUAUGGGAAGUGAAGAGCUUUCUAGGCCGUAAAAACUUGCUUUAAUGAUUUAACAUGGGAGUGAAAAUAUUGUCACAGAAAUUGAGUCCAAAUAUAAGAAAAGGAUGCAGAAACUACGGCAGGAGGAAGAACUGAGACGCAAAACAGAGAUUCAUGAGCUCGAGGAACGAAAGAACAGUCACAUCAACAUGCUGAUGAUGAAUCAUGAAAAGGCUUUCAGAGACAUCAGGAACUACUUCAAUGACAUUGUCUACAAGAAUUUGGACCUUAUCACUUCACUCAAGGAAGAGUUGAAGGAGAUGAAAAGGAAGGAGGAGAAGAGAAAUAAAGAGAUGGCUGAAGUGCUUGAGGAGAAUAAGGACCUUAGAGAGUCUCCACAAAAGGCCAAAGAGGAAGUCGCAGAACUCCAGAAAUUGCUCUCCAACUAUGAUAAGGACAGGAGUGCUCUAGCUAGAACAAGAGCUCGUCUCAAAAUAUCUGAGAGAGAAAUGAAGGAGCUUAAGUGGGUGCAUGAAGUGUUGGAACAGAGAUUUACUAAGGUUCAGUUGGAGCGAGAUGAGCUGUACAUGAAGUUCACUAAAGCCAUCCAGGAGGUUCAGCAAAAAAGUAGCUUUAAAAACCUGCUACUGGAGAGCAAACUGAGUGCACUCAAUGACACACUGAAGAAGAAGGAAGCGCAGCUCAGUGAGGUGCUGUCUGCUUCCAACCUGGACCCCAACACCCUCAACAUGGUCACCCAUAAACUAGAGGAAGUUUUGGAGUCCAAAAACCAUGCUAUCAGAGACUUACAGUAUGAAGUGGCACGAGUUUGCAAGGCCCAUAAUGACCUGCUGAAGACUUCUGUAGCAAAGCUGCGGGCAUUUGGGAUCCCUGUGGAAGAACUCGACUUUAAGCCACUCGAAAGCAGUUCUGGGCAGAGUCUUGGUCAGGGCCCUGCUUCCCUUGUUUCUGCUCCAAAUUAGCAAGAAAAGGAAAAA
Cyprinus carpio (common carp) is the source of this 988-nucleotide messenger RNA. RefSeq names its product dynein regulatory complex subunit 4-like. Lineage: Eukaryota; Metazoa; Chordata; Actinopteri; Cypriniformes; Cyprinidae. Gene Ontology annotation, molecular function: small GTPase binding; microtubule binding. Gene Ontology annotation, biological process: flagellated sperm motility. Bases 116 to 973 code for a protein of 285 amino acids. Gene Ontology annotation, cellular component: Golgi apparatus; microtubule; motile cilium. The record is from RefSeq and is a predicted model, not a curated record. The transcript has 6 exons.